GCAAGCAGCAGUCAGCCGGUGGAAAGAACGAGAGCCGAGUCGCGCUUAAGGAAGGAACGGCUGCGGAUCUUUCCCGUUACAAACGGAGAUAACACACACACACACACACACACACACACACAAGACACGGACGACACGGACACUGAGUGAAACAAACAAACGGACAGUUGAGGUUCUCCAAAAAAACGUAUACUAUAGUCCCAACAUACAAAAAAACACACAUUUCCACGUUGAAACCUAAACCGAACGAAAGCGAUGGCUGACUCCGGAGCGAACAGCAACAGCGACGGAGAGGAAAAACCGCUGCGGGGAUUCGCGCGUCAGGGCGCCCUCCGACAGAAGAACGUGCACGAAGUCAAGGACCACAAGUUCAUCGCUCGCUUCUUCAAGCAGCCAACCUUCUGCAGCCACUGCACCGACUUCAUCUGGGGAUUUGGCAAGCAGGGAUUCCAGUGUCAAGUGUGUUGUUUCGUGGUCCAUAAGCGUUGCCAUGAGUUCGUCACCUUCCAGUGUCCUGGUGCAGAUAAAGGUCCUGAUUCAGACGACCCGAGGAGUAAACACAGGUUUAAGGUCCACACCUACUCCAGCCCGACGUUCUGUGACCACUGUGGAUCCCUACUCUACGGGCUGCUACACCAGGGCAUGAGAUGUGACCACUGUAUGAUGAACAUCCAUAAGCGGUGUGUGGCCAACGUUCCCAGUCUGUGUGGAACAGAUCACACUGAGAGGAGAGGACGCAUCCAGAUCACAGCAGCUAUCAAGGACAACAAACUCACUGUCACCAUCCAUGAAGCCUGUAACCUGGUCCCUAUGGACCCAAACGGCCUGUCUGACCCCUACGUGAAGCUCAAACUCAUCCCCGACCCCAAGAGUGACACCAAGCAGAAGACCAAGACCAUCAAGGGCAACCUCAACCCCACCUGGAACGAAACCUUCAAAUUUCCCCUGAAGGAUGCUGAUAAGGACCGGCGUCUGUCGGUGGAGAUCUGGGACUGGGAUAUGACCAGCAGGAACGACUUCAUGGGAGCGCUGUCCUUCGGCAUCUCAGAGCUCCAGAAACAAGGAGUGGAUGGAUGGUUUAAGUUGUUAUCUCAGGAGGAAGGAGAGUACUUCAACGUUCCAGUCCCUCCUGAGGGUGAGGAGGGCAACGAAGAGCUGCGGCAGAAGUUUGAGAGGGCUCGGAUCGGUCCGAGCACCAAGAGCACAGAAGGUUCCGCGGCCAAGUUCGACUCCAACGGGAACAGAGACCGCAUGAAGCUGUCUGACUUUAACUUCCUGAUCGUGCUGGGCAAGGGAAGCUUCGGAAAGGUGAUGCUAGCAGAACAUAAGAACAGAGAGGAGCUGUAUGCCAUAAAGAUCCUGAAGAAGGAUGUAGUGAUCCAGGAUGAUGAUGUGGAAUGUACCAUGGUGGAGAAGAGAGUCCUGGCGUUGUCCGGGAAACCUCCCUUCCUCACUCAGCUGCACUCCUGCUUCCAGACCAUGGACAGGUUAUAUUUUGUGAUGGAGUAUAUCAACGGAGGAGACCUCAUGUAUCAGAUCCAGCAUGUCGGCAAGUUUAAGGAACCUCACGCUGUGUUCUACGCAGCAGAGAUUGCCAUAGGUCUGUUCUUCCUUCAUCUGAAAGGAAUCAUUUACAGGGAUCUGAAGCUGGACAACGUGAUGCUGGACGCAGAGGGACACAUUAAGAUAGCGGACUUUGGGAUGUGCAAAGAGAACAUGUUGGACGGUGUCACCACCAAGACCUUCUGUGGAACCCCAGACUACAUCGCUCCUGAGAUCAUAGCGUACCAGCCCUAUGGGAAGUCAGUGGACUGGUGGGCCUUUGGAGUUCUACUGUAUGAGAUGCUGGCUGGACAGCCUCCCUUCGACGGUGAGGAUGAGGAUGAGUUGUUCCAGUCCAUCAUGGAGCAUCACGUCUCCUACCCCAAGUCCAUGUCCAAGGAAGCUGUCGCCAUCUGCAAAGGGUUGAUGACUAAGCACCCUGGGAAGCGUCUGGGCUGUGGUCCUGAGGGGGAGCGAGACAUCAGGGACCACGGGUUCUUCCGCUAUAUGGACUGGGACAAACUGGAGAACAAGGAAGUGCAACCGCCAUUCAAACCCAAAGCUAAGAAUAGCAAGGACACGUGUAACUUUGAUAAGGAGUUCACUAAGAUGCCGGUGGAUCUGACUCCAACAGAUAAACUGUUUAUAAUGAACCUGGACCAAGACGAGUUCCUGGGAUUCUCCUACACCAACCCUGAAUACCCCUCUGAUGAGGCGACUGGGGAGGAAGAGGAGGAUGGACAGAGUUAAAACACACACACACACACACCCUGAAUACCCCUCUGACGAGGCGACUGGGGAGGAAGAGGAGGAUGGACAGAGCUAAAACACACACACACACACCUGAACACACACAAACACACAUACAGUAAUAGACACACACACCAACCCUGAAUACCCCUCUGACGAGGCGACUGAGGAGGAGGAGGAAAAGGAGGGGAUGAGGAAGAGGAAGAGGAGGAGGAUG
Salmo salar (Atlantic salmon) is the source of this 2509-nucleotide messenger RNA. The record is from RefSeq and is a predicted model, not a curated record. Lineage: Eukaryota; Metazoa; Chordata; Actinopteri; Salmoniformes; Salmonidae.